AUGUAUUUGGAAUUUGACAAAAACCAUGGCUCGUCGACCUACCAGCGUUUCCUGUUAACUCCAAAACUAUUCGUGUUCUUUUACUCGGCAAGUUUAGGAUGCCUCAUGCCGUUUCUACCGAUAUUUUUUCGUCUAAAUGGCAUGUCUGCCAUCCAAGCUGGCCUCUUGGUUUCAACAAGAUAUUUAAUUAUCUUUUGGUCUGCACCUACGCUGUCGUUUCUUGCAAGCAAAAUAAACGCUCGCAAAUGUGUCCUUGUAAUGGCUGUGCUCUUUGGCGCUCUGGCUAACAUGGCGUUCGUGUUUACAGCGAAAUAUCAAGAAAAAACGAGACAGAACUGCGCUGAUAUUGGCGAAAAUGUGAACCAAAGUUUGAUGACUAAUUUGGGUUCUAGUAUAUUUAAUCAUGUCAACACAAACAAUUCAAUCCAUUUUCAAGCUAUGUUCAACGUGAGCAUUGAACAAGAUAUAUUUCAUGCUAUUGGUCUGAAAUUUGAUAAACAGUUCUUGACAUUUUUGGUGAUAGUAGCUGUCGGCACAUUUAUGUCAAGCCCGGCAAAGCCCCUUCAUGAACUAGUCAGCUUGGCAAUCAUUAAAGAACAUAAUGCGAGUUAUAAUAUACAGCGACUCUGCAGUGUUCUUGGCUGGAGUGUCAUGUCAUUGCUUGUGGCAGUGGUUGUUUACAAGUUACCGUGCAGUUUCAAGCUGUCGCAGAAUGUUUUCGACCUGCAUUUUGGCUUCCACAUGCUAUUUGCAACGACAGCUCUCAUAUUCGUUGUAAUCAUGAAAGCCCCAGCACACAAAGUGACUGCCAAAUUUAAAUUCUGCCGAGUACUAAAAGUCGCCUGCAAGAACCCAAAUUGCAUCGUAGCUAUUGUUGCCAUGGCAAUACUCGGCACAGCGCAAUCUGCCGUAUCGAGUUACCUAUUCUGGUACAUCCAAGACCUCGGGGGUAAUGAGAUACAUAUGGGGUUAAUAGUGUUCGUAUCAGGGCUAUCCCAGAUACCCCUAUUAUUUUUAACCAAAUACCUGAUACACUGGCUUGGACACGGUUGGAUGUUUUUCAUAUCGAUGUUCGGGUUUGCCACUCGGUUCAUAUUGUAUUCAUAUAUUAACCACCCGUUGAUGGUUAUCCCAAUAGAGUUUCUCCAUGCGCUGACAUCCUCUUCGAUUUGGUUAACAUCAAUGUCCCUUGCCGUCUUGGUUGCACCAAUUGGCUUCGAACGAUCAAUGCAGAAUCUGUUUACCACAUCAUAUUAUGGGCUCGGCAUGGGCGUCGGCGGUGUGUUGGCAUCCAUCGGUUACCAACUUUAUGGUCCUAUACAAGUGUUUGAAUGUGCGGCAGCUGUCUGUGCCGUGUACUCGCUGGUCAUGGCUCUGUUGCAGUGUCUCAUAUCACCUCCAGAUGAAAAUCAUGGGUUUCCAAUAAAUGGGGAUUAUUAUAAAGCAGGUGCUGGCAGUAACAACCAAUCUGAUUGGCUACUUGAAGCUUUGAAUGCCGAGGAAGAGGAGAUUCAAUAUUCCAGAUCAUGA
Paramuricea clavata is the source of this 1530-nucleotide messenger RNA. NCBI's taxonomy places the organism in Eukaryota, Metazoa, Cnidaria, Anthozoa, Malacalcyonacea, Plexauridae. The record is from the annotation of a GenBank genome assembly.